CUCCCGGUGACAAGGAGCAUCGAGCGCCGACUCGUUCGUUACCUGUGCCGGACAUGACUCUGACGAAGGUGUUCCACGUCGUCAGGCGUCGGCUGUGGCUGCAGUCAGUGCAGCGCCACUACUUUGCCCUGGUGCUGGAGGUGAUCAGCGUGGCCGGGCUGUCCCGAAUCAUAAUUCCCUCUGACACACCUGGAGUGGACCCGCAAAGGCUGACGGCGCGACCAGAACCCAUAAUCUACGACGCCUACGAAGCGGACAAGCAAAUCCUGCACGUGUUGGCCGUGGUGUACAGGCCGAAGAAUACCGAGACCGACAAUCUCAUCCAGAAGGCCUUCGGCCAGGGCCGCUCAACAACCGUGACACCCUUGACGAAGAAGCCUGAGGUGGAGCCCAAGUGCCGUGAGGAGUGGGCCAAGUACGGGACGCGUGGUCAGGUCGUUUGCGUCGAGUUCGCGGACGUGUUCGGCGUCACCGGUGGCGGCAGCCUGGAUUACGAGUUGCUGCAGGCGGCGCCACAAGUAGUGCCAGACCACUUCCCACUUACCGGUCCGAAGAGCUUCAGUCUGGAGGCGACAGACAGCCUUAAGAACUACUUCGACUUAAUUUUGGUGGAGCAGGCAAAGAUUGACCAUCACUUCCUGAAAAAGUCGAAGAAGACUACGGCUCAGGACCAGCAGCAAAUCAACGGCUUACCAGCGCCGGCAUUCUGGCUGGGCCACUUCCUCUCGGCUUUUUCGGUCCAGAUGGUCGAGAGCGCCAUUAUCAUCGGCAUUAUGUUUUUCGCGGAAAGCCAUGCGUACACAACUUUCUACCGGCAUGUUGACGUCAGCUUGCUCAUAUUCGUCAUGAUUCUCUUCAAUACAGAACAUAUACUGUUGGCCAUGGUUGUCGCUGCUGUACUCAAAAAGGGGAACAGAGCCAUGUUUGGUGCUGUAUUCUUGGGCUUCUUCCUUCCGCUGUUCACAGCGCCAGAUCAACCGUCGCUCAGCAAGUUCGUGUUUCAAGAUCGCUGGUCGAAGCUGAUGUUUUGCAUCUACCCACAGAUUGGAUGCUCAACAGUGCUGAGAACUCUUGCGAUCUUUGACGACUACCACGGUGAGAGCGUACUACAUUCAGGCUUCAAGAAGUUGGAAGCUCUGCUGACCUCUCGGUAUUUAACAAAUUAUGCUGAGGAUUUGAGCUGCUAA
This is a messenger RNA of Dermacentor andersoni, 1187 nucleotides long. RefSeq lists its product as uncharacterized. Lineage: Eukaryota; Metazoa; Arthropoda; Arachnida; Ixodida; Ixodidae. The record is from RefSeq and is a predicted model, not a curated record.